AUGACCGUCGUCGUGGAGCACAGCAUUCCGCAAGUGAGUACUGGAACAAUAAACCGCGAAGUGGUGAUGGUGUGCAAUAAGACUGGGCGUGUGUUGCGGUCGGGUUGGCAGGAGUUCAUGCUGCUGAGUGAGAGGGACUUCGUACGCACAACUGCUAUGCAGGAUGAACGAAUCAAUCGAGACGCCAAGCUGGAAAAGUUCAGUACUAGGGACUAUGGCACGGCGACCGAAGCCGAAGAUGUUGCCGUGCUGAUCGAGUCUGGGAGGAGAUUUCCUCAGGUGAUGAUGAUAUCAUUGAUGAUGGCGUUGAAACCUUGCUUGCUAGUAUCCGCGACAAGCGCUCCUGAGCGUUUGUUCCGCCUGGAUUCAUCCACAACUGAGACUACGCUUCAAAUGCGCAACAUCGGGGACAUGCUCAACAUGGCCGAGAUUCACCGCCAAGCGUACUGGGUCUAUAGUAUAAGCACAGCUACUUUGAUAUUAAUCGAUGCGGAAACGUUUGAUGAGUUCUAGUGAGCCCUGUGAGAUUCCAGGUCGUAUCGCUGUCUGGUUUUAAAUCAUGUCUCUAUCAGUAGUGGGGAGGGACUGACCGUGCGUAUAUUAGGAAUACGCUCUCCGACAUCCCUAUAUUGUUGGACUCAGGUCCGCUAGUUGACGUUUUGUACAGAAUCAGUUCAAUGAGACUGACGUCAAGUACAGAACAUCAAGUACAGAGCGUAUAUAUCGGACUCAACGAGUUCUAACACAAUGGCUGGGUGGACAGUUGUAUAAGUCAAGAUAUUGACACCUGACAUCAAAUAUAGAGUGUAUAUAUCGGACUCAACGAGUCACAACACAAUGGCUGGGUGGACAGUUGUAUAAGUCAAGACAUUGACACCUGGCAUCAAGUACAGAGCGUAUAUGUCGGACUCAACGAGUUCCAACACAAUGGCUGGGUGGACAGUUGUAUAAGUCAACACAUUGACACAGUGGUAGGAUAACAGGCGUCAAUAAGAGCGCCUAUGGAACCUUGCAGAGCUGAGGAGAUUGGGCUGAAGGUGGCUUCGAAAAUGGUCCGCCUAACACUGUGAGUCUGCCUUCGUGCUGAUCGUGCAUAUACACCACGGGGGAAAGUGUCCAUGAAUUUACUCACUACAAGGGAAGUACUCGGUUGAUAUGUAGUGGUAGGAAAGGAAUAGCUUAGUACACCACCAGACAGCAGGAUAAACAAAUCAGUAUGUCACAUCUGUACCAACACAAUAAAGACUAGGCCAUUCACAAUUUAAUGCGCC
Sphaeroforma arctica JP610 is the source of this 1271-nucleotide messenger RNA. RefSeq lists its product as hypothetical. NCBI's taxonomy places the organism in Eukaryota, Ichthyosporea, Ichthyophonida. The transcript has 3 exons. Bases 1 to 513 code for a protein of 170 amino acids. The record is from RefSeq and is a predicted model, not a curated record.